AACAUGGCGGCUACAGGCCAAGGCUAGUUUCCGAGAAAAUAGCUGCAUGGUCUGCUUAAAACGCGGCACCGAAAGAUACUUAUUUGGAGAUUAAGACCUCACGGGAUAUUUUAUAAAACCUACCCACCAGCUCGACAUGCCAAGAGCCAACUUCGGCUUCAGCCUUUCCGGAGUGCCCGUGGAUAUCACAAACUAACACGUGAUCACCCACAAUGCGCAUGCUCCAACCUGCCGUCACCAUUGCUUGACAGGGCCAAUAGGAAGUAGUGCUGGUGCUAGAAGACCAAUAGGAAGUGGGAGUGUUGGUGCCAGUGGACUAAUAGGAUGGGGACGAUGCCGGAGGACCAAUGGGAAGCGCAAGUGGACGAAUGGGAAGCAGGGGCGGUGCUGGAGGACCAAUGUAGAGAGGCGAGUCCUCCAAGUGUGAUUCAAGGAUGAAGAGUUAUGUAGGACUCGAAAUUUUAACUCUAUCUCUCUCUCCACAGAUGGUGCCACAUGUGCUUUGUUUCAGUUUUCCAGCAUCUGCAGUGUUUCACCUUCGAGCAAGGGCGGACCGGGCUGUGAGCGGAGCAUGCGCUGUGUAGGUGCUGGAGCCGGAACUUUGUCCGGGACCAAGAGGGAGACUGUUUCUGUCCAAACCUUUAGCAGCACUUUCAAUGGGAAGUAGUUUCCAGGUCGUCAAUUCCGACCAAACCUCACUGCAAAUUCUGUUAGAGGACUGCAUUCACAACCACCUCAAUAUCAUCGGCCCUUCAUCAUGCAAGAGAAUUGGAAAAGGAGGACUUACAGACAGGAAACUUAAAUCAAACGUCAAAUCAAGCCCUGUCAGAGGUGCUCGAUUCAUCGGGAACUUAAUGUCAUUGUCCUUUGAUCAUGGAAGUAAAAAGCACAGUUCAAAGUGAAGAGAAACCGUACACAUGUUCGGUAUGUGGGCAAGGCUUUUGUGAGCAGUCUGACCUUUUGGAGCACCAGUGCAUUCACAACAAGGCAAAACUGUGGAAAUGUGAGGACUGUGGCAAGGGAUUCAAUUGCCCGUCUGACCUGGAAACACAUCGGCGCAGUCACACUGGGGAGAGACCGUUCACCUGCCCUGAGUGUGGUAAAGCGUUCACUCAGUCUUCUGACCUGCUGAGACACCAACGCGUUCACACUGGGGAGAGACCAUUCACCUGCACUGAGUGUGGGAAGAGGUUUGCCCAGUUAUCAAACAUGUUGACACACCAGCGAAUUCACACCGGGGAGAAGCCAUUCACUUGUCCUGAGUGUAGCCAGGGCUUUACUCAGUUACCUACUCUGCUCAGACACCAGCGAAUUCACACUGGGGAGAGGCCAUUCACCUGCUCCAAGUGUGGGAAGGGGUUCACUGCGUCAUCCCAUCUGCUCAAUCACCAACGGAUUCACACUGGAGAGAGGCCAUUUACAUGCUCCAAGUGUGGGAGGGGAUUCACUCGGUCGUGCACCCUGCUGAACCACCAGCGAGUUCACACUGGCGAGAGGCCGUUCACCUGCUCAGUAUGCGGGAAAGCAUUCAGUCAGUUAUCCAGUAUGCUAGCACACCAGCGAGUUCACACUGGGGAGAAACCAUUUGCCUGUCCGCAGUGUGGGAAAGGGUUCACUACCUCAUCCACCCUGAUGAAUCACCAGCGCGUUCACACUGGAGAGAAGCCAUUCACGUGCCCUGAGUGUGGGAAAGGAUUCGCUCAGUCAUCUAACAUGCUGACACACCAGCGAGUACACACUGGGGAAAAGCCAUUUACCUGUAGAAACUGUGGAAAGGGAUUCAGAUACCCAUCCAGGCUGGGAUACCAUCGACGCAGUCACACUGGGCCUUGCGCUGGACAGAAACCGUGGAAAUGUGAGGACUGUGGCAAAGGAUUUGAUUAUCCGUGCCUGCUGGAAACUCAUCGACGCAGUCACACUGGAGACAGGCCAUUUAUCUGCUCUGUGUGUGGAAAGGGAUUUGCCAAGUCAGCCAGUCUCAUGUUACACCAGCGAAUUCACACUGAGGAGAGACCGUUCAGCUGCACUUAUUGUGGAAAGAGGUUCAGACAGUCAUCCACCCUCACUGCACACCAGCGAAUUCACACUGGGGAAAAGCCAUUCACCUGUUCACUAUGUGGGAAGAGAUUUGCUCAGUCAUCCAGCCUCCAGGCACAUCAACAAAUUCAUGCUGGGAAGAAGCUAUUCAAUGGCACUUCCUGCAGAAAGAGGUUGAAGCCUUCAACUGACCCUAGGUUACACCAGCAGGGUGAUCCCGGACAGAGGCCAUUCACCUGUGCCAUAUGUGGGAAGGGAUUUACUCAGUCAGCCAGCCUCAUGUUACACCAGAGAAUUCAUACUGAGGAGAUGCCAUUCAGUUGCACUCACUGUGGGAAGCGGUUCAGGUCUUCAUCCAACCUCAAUGCACACCAACGAGUUCACACUGGAGAGAAGCCAUUCAUCUGCUCUGAGUGUGGGAUGGGAUUCACACAGUCAGCAAACCUGGCUGUACACCAGCGAAUUCACACUGAAGAGAAGCCAUUCAAUUGUACUCACUGUGGAAAGAAUUUCCGGCAAUCAUCUACCCUCACUGCACACCUACGUACUCACACUGGAGAGAGACCGUUCACCUGCUCAGAGUGUGGGAAGGGAUUCACUCAGUCAGCCAGCCUCAUGUUACAUCAGCGAAUUCAUAAUGGAGAGAUGCUGUUUAGCUGCUCUUACUGUGGAAAGGGUUUCAGGCAGUCUUCUGACCUCACUGCACACCAGCGAGUUCAUACUGGAGAGAAGCCAUUCAUCUGCCCAGUGUGUGGGAAAGGAUUCACUCAUUCAUCUGGCCUUUGGUCACAUAAGCGAGUUCACACUGGGGAGAGACAAUUCAGCUGCAUUGCCUGUGGAAAGAGGUUCAGGUCUGCAUCUGACCUCAAUGUGCACAAGCGAGUUCAUACCGGGGAGAGGCCAUUCAUCUGCUCCACAUGUGGGAAGGGAUUUACACGGUCGUCCAAUCUGCUGACACAUCAGCGGAUUCAUAAGCGUCAGCAGAGUUUGGAUUCUAUUGAUAAUCACAUCCAGGACAAUGUUUGAUGUGGUUCUGCUGAAUGUAACGACCUUGGUACUUGGCUGUGGUUGAAUAUUUUGGAACUAUUCCUGAUUUGUGGGGUUGCAGUGUCCCUAGAAAAACACAACCUGUGAUCUUUUCACUUAAUUUAAAAACUCUUGUUGGUAGGAACUUGAUUAUAAUAAAUCUAUGAACUUUUACUUCAAUCUAAAAUUGAUCUUGCGUGCAAAUCUAAAAUUCUGAAAAUUUUCAUUGAUGAACAUCUCCAAUUACAAAGUACUGAUGAAUCUUUGCUGGCAAUUCUUACUGGUUUACACAUGCUUUGCAUUUUUAAAUUAAAUGAUCAGAAACAAAACAAAAACAAAAUUUGAUAUGUUUUCCAAGUGGAGCAAUAAAUGCAUUAUCACUCAAUGUUGAUUUUAAUAAAGUUUGGGAGUGCAGAGUUCAAUCAUUUAUGACACAGCCACAGCUACAUCUGGUAAUGACAGAAUCCAUGUAAAAGACUGGCCUGAGACCUGCUGUGUAGAAAUGGUGUUUGAAAUUGAAGGAAAAAGAAAAGCCCACCAGACACACAACAUAAACCCAACAUGAAAUUAGUUUAAAGUAGCUGAGACAAUCAUGUAAAAAGAAAGGGAAAUACCAUGCAAAGAAACACUGGAUCAACCUCUGUCAAGAAAUCCAAAUUGCCUGCGACAGUGGAAAUCCAUGUCCUACAUUUGUUGGGAUCAAGAGAAUGCUUGGUCCACCCAGCACUUAGCGUCUUGAGAUCAGGAGACAGUAAAAUCCUCACUGACAGUCGUAAGUAGAUGUCCCACUGGGUUAAGCACUCCUUUGAACUGUACUCCUGUGUCGCAGAUAAAGCCCAGUCUCCAUCUGAAACUUCCCUGCAGCUUCUUAUUGUAGUUGACUUGGAUGCAGAACCUUCAUCUGACCUGGAAAAAGUUGUUGAUUGCUGAGCAAACAGAAAGGCCCCCAGCAAGGUUGGAAUCACAGCCAAACUACUCAAACACAGAAAGUUGCACCUAAAUUCCUCCUCCUCUGUUGGAACACAGCAUCUGUUCUAUAGGUUAUGCAUGAUGCAAAAAUCAUCACAUUCUACGAAAACAACGGAGUCGGAAGAGAUUGCAACAAUGACAGGGAAAUCUCAUUUCUUAGCAUAACAGGGAAGAACUUAGGGUCAUGUUUAAAAGACUCUAGUUACUUACAGAGUUAGUCCACCCGGAAGCACAAUGUGAUUCCUGUGCUGACAGAUAGAGAGGAUCUUCUCCAUACACUAGUUAUAUUACAAUCAUUUGGAGAAGCCCUUGAAGACAGAACAAGAAAUAUCAAAGCUGAGAAAACGCCCAAAGGCAUCGGAAAAAAAUAUAUUAGUAUGAGGCUUAUGCUCAUUGAUCUGAAGUUAAACUAUGUAAAGUUGUCGAAUAUUUACUGCAACAUUUGUGACCAAGCACACAAGUUAACUCAGACCAUGGACAAGAUGGUGAUCAUUUGAUUGGGAGACUUUGCCUUCUAAAGAUUUGGUUUCGUCCCAUUUGUUGCUUUUCAAAACAAAAUGCUUGAGAACGAGAGGUAUAGGAGUUAUCUCAUACUGAAUGCAAGUACUUCAACCUUCGACCACCAUGUAAUGUGAAUAUUAAAUAAUAUUUUGAUUGAGUUUUUUUAAAGGAGUCACAAAGACAUUUGAUGAAGGCGUAGGAGGCUGUGAGGUGGUGUCCAGGAGGUUGGGGUUUAUUGGAGGCAGGAGUAGGGAUUGAUACAGGGAGACGACAUCUAUAUGGAAUUCAGCAAGGUGUUCGACAAGGUUCCACAUGGUAGGCUGCUUAGCAAAGUUAGAUCACAUGGAAUCCAGAGGGAGCUAGCCAGUUGGAGACAAAAUUGGCUUGAAGACAGGAGACAGAAGGUGUUGGUGGAGUGUUUUGUUGCAUUGGAGGCCUGUGACCAGCAGUGUGCAGCAAGGAUUGGUGCUGGGUCCAUUGCUUUUUGUCAUUUAUAUCAAUGAUUUGGAUGUGAAUGCAUGGUUAGUAAAUUUGCAGAUAACAUCAAAGUUGCUAGUGUAGUGGAUAGUGAAGAUAGUUACCUCAAGAGUACAGUGGGACCUUAAUCAGAUGAGCCAAUGGCUAAGGAGUGGCAGAUUGAGUUUACGAUUCAUGUGUUUGAACUAUAAAGUGUUGAAUUUGGUGGGGUAAAUCAGGGCAGGACUUACCCAAGGGCCCUGGGGAGUGUUGCUGAACAAAAGGACCUUGGGGUGGAGUCGCAGGUAGAAAGGUAGUGAAGAAGCCAUUUGGUAUGCUUGCCUUUAUUGGUUAGUGCAUUGACUAUAGGAAUUGGAAUGUCAUGUUGCAGCUGCACAGGACAUUGCUUAGUGAUAAUGGGAACUGCAGAUGCUGGAGAAUCCAAGAUAAUAAAGUGUGAAGCUGGAUGAACACAGCAGGCCCAGCAGCAUCUCAGGAGCACAAAAGCUGACGU
Messenger RNA from Stegostoma tigrinum, 5503 nucleotides. Its product is annotated as zinc finger protein 260-like. Bases 874 to 3063 code for a protein of 729 amino acids. The transcript is spliced from 5 exons. The record is from RefSeq and is a predicted model, not a curated record. NCBI's taxonomy places the organism in Eukaryota, Metazoa, Chordata, Chondrichthyes, Orectolobiformes, Stegostomatidae.